AUGAAUCUCAUUCCAUUGACGUCCUCGAGGGUGGCAUGUCGCGUAUUCCUUGUGCUUGCUAUUGUAUCUCUUCUAUCACUUUGCCCGGGGCGCGCGGAUGAUGGCGGGGUUGCGGUUUGGGUGAACCCCGGAAAGAAGGUGUGCUUUUACGAGGAUGUGCGCGAGGCCGGCGCGCAUGUGUUCCUCCAUUACACCGUCAACGAUGGUGGGAUGUUGGAUAUCGUGGCGAAUGUGCGGGGCCCGGACGGGUCGACUUUGUGGACCUCCGAGAAAGGAUCCGGACAGCGCGUGCUCUUCAAAUCCCGCAAGGCCGGCGCGCACAAGUUCUGCUUUUCCAAUGAAAUGAGCACGGUAUCGGAGAAGGUGGUGGCGUUUUCGGUGCUGGUUGGGGCGGUGGAUACGUUCGGGAGCGGGUCCGGGCAGGAAAAGCCGAAGGAUGUGCUGCAGCGAAGGGUCUUCCGCAUUCAGCAGAGUUUGCGCGAGAUUGAGGAGCUGCAGAGUUUUCUCCGCACGCGGGAGCGGGAGCAUCGCGCGACGAUCGAGGUGGCCAACACGCGGGUGGUGGUGUGGUCGAUAGUGGAGAUCUUCAUUAUUGUCGCGAUGGGCGGUACCACGAUGUUCUAUUUCCGUAAGCUGUUUAGCUCAAAGCGUGUGGUUUGA
Molecule: messenger RNA, 660 nt
Organism: Phytomonas sp. EM1
Lineage: Eukaryota; Euglenozoa; Kinetoplastea; Trypanosomatida; Trypanosomatidae
Source: the annotation of a GenBank genome assembly